Messenger RNA from Orbicella faveolata, 735 nucleotides. Its product is annotated as dynein axonemal light chain 1-like. Gene Ontology annotation, cellular component: cytoplasm. Gene Ontology annotation, molecular function: dynein heavy chain binding; alpha-tubulin binding. Lineage: Eukaryota; Metazoa; Cnidaria; Anthozoa; Scleractinia; Merulinidae. The record is from RefSeq and is a predicted model, not a curated record. Gene Ontology annotation, biological process: outer dynein arm assembly.
GAUAUCAUGUUCCCAUAGUGAUCGCCAUUUUGGUUUUUCCUGAAAACGGGAGCUUUUUGCACUUUGUGGGAAAUGUCCAAGGGAACAACAAUCAAGGACGCCUUGGCGCUUUGGGAAAAGAAGCAUGAGUGUAAAGCUUCAGAAUCAACAGAAGUCAAACUAUAUGCACAAUAUCCGCCAAUAGAAAAGAUGGAUGCUUCCUUGUCUAUGUUGUCAUGCUGCGAAAAGCUGUCCUUAUCCACAAACUGUAUUGAGAAAAUUGCCAAUCUCAAUGGUUUAAGGAAUCUGAAAAUCCUGUCACUGGGACGAAAUAACAUCAAAAAUCUCAAUGGUUUGGAGGCUGUUGCAGAGACACUUGAAGAACUUUGGAUAUCCUAUAAUAACAUUGAAAAGCUAAAGGGUAUUGGUGUACUCAAGAAACUUAAGGUUCUGUAUAUGUCAAACAACCAAGUGAAGUCUUGGGAAGAAUUUCAAAAACUGGGUGAUCUGGUAUCCCUGGAAGAUCUACUUUUUGUUGGUAACCCACUAGAGGAGAAGCACUCAGGCGAUGGUGACUGGAGAGACCAAGCCACUAGAAGGCUGCCUCGUCUGAAAAAGCUUGAUGGUAAGAACUUGUUUGGUAUCAAAAUAACACUAUCCAUUAAACGGUUCCCUGUAAUCACUAUCACGACAACAAUCUCGAUCAUGAUCUCCAUCUCCAUCUCCAUCUCCAUNACCAAAUUCAGUAAUACAUAG